Molecule: messenger RNA, 1302 nt
Organism: Symbiodinium sp. CCMP2592
Lineage: Eukaryota; Dinophyceae; Suessiales; Symbiodiniaceae
Source: the annotation of a GenBank genome assembly
AUGACAUCUGAACCUGGCCUGCAGGCCGCAGAUCUGAAGCAUCAAGUCAAGGAAGCCCUGGCCAACAAAGAAAGGCUAACCCUCGAGAAGAUCGGCCUGGAAGUGGAGCUCGAGUCGCAGCAAAAGCGCUGCGAGCAGGAGCGCCUGGAGCUGAAGCGCCAUGGGAUGUCCCAGCCCGAUGAGAUCGAUCUCAGCUGCCUGCGUGCCGAGCUCGCGGCGCGGAAGGAGCUGGCAGAGGGCGCGCUCGCAGAGAGCCGGCGCAAGAUCGCCGAGGCCGAGGCGUCUUUGAGCGCCGCCUCGGAGGCUGCUGCCGAGCACCGUGCUGCAGCUGCUGACCGCAGGAAGGCCUUUGAGCUCCUGGGCCGCCCUUCCGAGGUUCCUGAGCCCAUGAGCGUCCUGGAAGAAGCUCGCGCAGCUAGGCUAGUGGCUGCCGAGAGCCUUGAAGCCGUCCGUGAAGAGGUCGAGCGCAAAGCCCAGUACGAGGAGGACCUGGCUGCACCCGCCUCCAUCGGACCCUCCGUUGUGGCGGACAGCGAGGUUUCGGAGGACAUCCUCCGCUUCGACUUCGCCUUGGAUGGAGAGGCGCUGAAACGAAGCUGUGAGGAGCAUGACGGUGUAACGCAUGCCGAGGGCUCUGAAGUCGGAGGAACCUGUGUCCCUCCGGCGGCUGCGCGAGUCCCUGUCGCCGCUCCUGCCGAUUUUGAGAUUCACGCUGCACGCCCGGCACCCGGCGAUCUUCAGCUCCUGCUCCGCCUCGGCGCCAGGCACUUGGAGCGUCUGGAGCGUCAGCGGCAGACGCUUGGAUCUCAGCGGUUAGAGCAAGAGUCGCAGAGUCACAUGACGGACGUCACAACCUACAUGUUCGAUGAAGUCUCGUGCGACAAGCUGUCUGACGGUUCGUUCGAGUUCCUGAAGUUCACAAGUUCGACGGUUCAGAUCCAGGGAACCGAGAAGGGCCUUGAGGGCAAGUACCGCACGCAACUGUCUCCGCCCAGGAGAAGGUCCGAGUCUCCACCGCCGCGCGGACGCUCUGGAACCGGUGGCCUGAGCUUCGUGAGUCCGAGCAGGGAGCCUGUGACUUCGACUGAGGACCUGGCGAAGGCCUAUCAAAGCGAUGAGGCCUCUCCCCGCCUAGUACGGCCGGAGCCCUCCGCUACUCGGGAUUCGGCGCUGGCUUUGGCUUUGGAGCGCUCGCAGGAUCACAUCGAAGCCCUACAGAGGGAGCGAGAUGAGGCAGGAGAGAGACAGAGAGAGAGAGAGAGAGUUGAUUCAUCGUGUACGAACUGCUGCACUGAACUGUAG